Cuscuta epithymum is the source of this 2373-nucleotide messenger RNA. NCBI's taxonomy places the organism in Eukaryota, Viridiplantae, Streptophyta, Magnoliopsida, Solanales, Convolvulaceae. The record is from the annotation of a GenBank genome assembly.
CCGGAUCAUGUUUCCAUCUUCUCAACAAAAUCCAUCCAAAUGAUCACCUCCUCCGCUUCUCAUCAUCAGCGCCUCCCGCCACCGCCUCCCGGCCUCCUCCGCAGAUCCGUCACGUGGCUCUUCCUCGCCCUCCUCUUGAUCUACCUCUUCUACUCCGCCAAAGUCAUUCUCAUCAAAGACUACUACUCCUCAUCCCCUCCAUCUGACUGUGGCACCAACAACAACUAUGAUGAUCAUCUCCGCCGCCUCUCGGUUUCCUCUCCGCCUCCUCCUCCGCCUCCCCCGUCUCCUCCGCCUCCCCCUCAGCGUCCCUCGUUCCGCGACAACACUGAGCUCAAACACGUCGUGUUUGGGAUUGCAGCGUCGUCGAACCUCUGGGAGAAGCGGAAGGAGUACAUAAAGACGUGGUGGAGACCCGAGGAGACGCGAGGGGCGGUUUGGCUCGACAAGAAAGUCGAGGUCCAGAACAACGAGGUGUUGCCACAGAUCAAGGUCUCUGGCGACACCUCGAAGUUCAACUACACCAACAGGCAGGGCGACAGGUCGGCGCUCCGGAUAUCGAGGGUGGUUUCGGAGACGCUGAGGUUGGGGAUGGAAGACGUGAGGUGGUUGGUGAUGGGAGACGACGACACGGUCUUCAUCGUGGACAAUGUGGUGAGGGUGCUGAACAAGUACGAUCACAACCAGUUUUACUAUAUCGGUAGCUCGUCGGAGAGCCACGUUCAGAACAUAUUCUUCUCCUACGCCAUGGCGUACGGCGGAGGCGGGUUCGCAAUUAGUUAUCCUUUGGCGAAGGAGCUCGAGAAAAUGCAGGACCGGUGCAUCUCGCGAUAUCCGGGGUUGUAUGGCAGCGAUGAUCGGAUUCAUGCUUGCAUGGCUGAGCUUGGAGUGCCCCUUACCAGAGAACCCGGAUUUCAUCAGUAUGACGUGUACGGGAACUUACUAGGUCUACUAGGAGCACAUCCAGUGGCCCCGCUUGUCUCGAUCCACCACCUGGACGUGGUGGCACCCAUCUUCCCAGACAUGAGCCGAGUGGAGAGCUUGAAACGCCUCUUCGAGUCGGUCAAGCUUGACUCGGCCAGCAUAAUGCAACAGUCCAUCUGCUACGACAAAGAGAGGUACUGGUCCAUCUCCGUAUCAUGGGGCUACGUCAUUCAGGUGAUCCGGGGCAUGGUUUCUCCCAGAGAGCUGGAAAUGCCACCGCGGACCUUCCUGAACUGGUACAGAAGGGCGGACUACACGGCAUACGCGUUCAACACCCGGCCGGUGACGAAGCACCCCUGCCAGAAGCCCUUCAUUUACUAUAUCAGCAAAGUGAGGUUGGACAGGAGUAGGAAUCAGAUCAUUGGGAUUUACUAUCGCCAUAGAGAGGCAUACCCUUAUUGCAGGUGGAAGGCCGACUCCCCUCAGAAUAUUGACUCCAUUGUCGUCUUGAAAGAGCCUGAUAGCGCUAGAUGGGAAAAGGAGGCUUGGCCCAACUAGAGGGAAAAAUAUGCUUCCAGAAAUCAAAGGAAUCGCAAUGAGAUAUUAGGAUCAAUUUCAUGGAUGAACUUCCUCGUGUGGUUGGUGAAAAAAGCAAACACGUUCUUUUGUGAUUGUAGUAAAUGGGUGAAAGAGUUUUAUCCCCUGGAUUCUAUGCUAAAAUGGACCGUGUUGCACAAGAAAGGCUAGAUACCAAGAUUAAGUUUGAUGUAGUUAAAGCUCUGAGACUUCAAUGUUCUACGUUAUAUGAAAUUGGAGAUUUAGACUAAAGGAGAGUCGAUGUAGAGGCAAAUCAAAGGAAGAAGUAUGCAUCUAUGAGAAGAACUGGCAAUAUUGGCCGUGAGCAAUGGGAAUGACUAGUUUAUGAGCGCAAAUUAUACCAUGGGAUCGGCCCACAGUGCAGAUGGUGUGCCGAUCCCAAAACGGUGCCAUUUUGGUUAGUAAAAAUCAGUCAUCUUCUUCCGACUUGAAUGGCCACGACCGGUUCUUGAGCUCCUCCCCAUACUGAAAAAUCUCAGGCUCAACAUUGGAGCACACUGAUGCUCUUUUCAUGGCGUCCAUGUACUUCAAUAUGAAAGCCAGAGCUAGCAUCAGUACCCACUCUAGACCGACGUUGAGAGCAGAGAACCCAUUAAAUGGCCUCAGAAUAAUAGCACUGUCAUCCCCCCUAAUGUAUGACUUGAGUUUCCAAGGAAGCUGAACUCGGGGCUCCUAAAGUUGGGAUUGGAUUUCGGGGAUAGUCAUCCAUGGAAAAGUUCCUACAUGGGAUUCAAAUUGGGAUCAAGUUUCUGCGGGGGAUUGGGUUUCUACAGGGUAUAGCCAUCCAUAAGUUACUGCAGGGGAUUGAGAUUGGGAUUGGGUUUCUGCAAGGGAUUGGGUUUCUACAGGGUA